CCCCCCCCCCCCCCUUUGCAGGCGGAGGGUUGCCGCCGGUCGGAGGCGGAGCUAAGCAGCAAUGUUCAGUUUCGGGCGGGGAUCACUCAGAAUGGGGAGGAGACGUACACGCCGCGCCUCAUCAUCCUGGAUAUAAAAGAUGGCGGGGGCUCGGUCCGGACGCAGGGGGCGGGGUAUGAGGAGAAGGAGGAAGUGGCACAAGCCACCCCCGCCUGGAGAGGAAAACUGACGACACACAGAGAGGAGCAGUGCAGUGCUGGGCCAGCUACACAGGAGGGCGGAGCUCCGAAAGGGGGAGGCGGCAGAGAGAAGGGUCUGGCAGGGGGAGGAGCCACUCUGGACAUCAGGGAGGAGCCUCAUCAGCCAAUCGCACAGGAUGGGGUGUGGUCUGACUUCCUUUGCACUCAGCUCCACCCCAAGUCCCUGUGUAUGCUGAGUGGCGGGAACAUGGGCAGCCUGGAAUCGUUCAGCCAAGGCGAGUCGCUCCUCAGGGGUGUGUCUCAUCAGGAGGAGGUGGAGGACCGGCUGCGUUUCUUCUCAGAGGAGUGCGACUACCUGCAGGGAUUCCACAUUCUCUGCGACACGCACAACGGCUUCUCCGGGGCCGGAGCCAAGAUGGCGGAGCUGCUACACGACGAGUACCCCGGGCGCGGCAUCCUCAGCUUCGGAACAAGUCCAGUACUGUCAGAGCAUAGGGACCCGCACACCAGUACCUACCAGCUGAUGAACUGUGUGAUGUCCCUGGUGGCCCUGACCAGUCAUAGCUCCGCCCUCUGUCCACUGACCCUGAACUCCAGUUUGGGGCGGAGACCCGGAGCCCCCGCAGACUUCCCCCACCUGAUCUACAAUGCCGGUUGGCGGUAUCACAGCAGUGCGGUUCUGGCGGCGGCUCUGGACACUCUCACCGCUCCGUACCGACUCCCCUCCUCCACCCUCUCUAUGUCACACCUACUGGACACUCUGAGCUUCAGCGGAAGGAAGGUACUGACUGCGUCUUGCUCCCUCCCGUUCCCGAUUGGCUCCUCCUCCUUCCUCCCGGACGCUCUCCUUCCUCACAUGACCUCUCCUCCGUGGCGCUCUCUGUCGGCAUGCGCGGACGGCGCUCCGCUCUUCUCCCAGUCGGUGGUGCUGCGAGGAAUCCCUACACGGCAGCAGAUCAGGUCCCUUCCUGCCGGGACUCGGCCGCCAUCAUCUCUCCACGCAUGUGCCAGCGGAGAGGAGGUCCUCCAAUGUUACCUGUCCGCCACCUGCCCCCGCACACUCAGCGUCUCCCACCUCCUGGGGGCCCCCUGCACGUUGGGCCCCACAUUCCCGCAGUUCUUCUCCCGAUAUAUCAACAAAUAUGGCGGCACGGAGGAGGAGCCUCUGACAGAUUCCACAGUUGUAGGCGGAGUUCCUGUCAUGGCCGCCCUGCGCUCCUCCAGCGCCCUCCAGCUCAGUCUUCGCUCGUUGUGUGAUGAGGUCACCAAGAUGGACGUCAGACGUUCGGCCAAUUUCUCUACCGCCGGCAUAGAAGAGGAGGAAUUGAAGGAAGCCGUCAAUGAGCUGCGCAGCCUCGCUCGGUGCUACCAGAUGCACGAAGGUGAGGACAGCGAUGACUGACGCCUGGAGUGCGACCCGCCAUCACCAGAGCGCGACCCCGCCAUCACCAGAGCGCGACCCCGCCAUCAACGGAGCGCGACCCGCCAUCAACAGAGCGCGACUCCGCCAUCAACAAAGCGCAACCUACAACCAGAAACUCACCAUAGCAAAUAAAAUAGUCUAAGAACAAUCAA
Molecule: messenger RNA, 1775 nt
Organism: Rana temporaria (common frog)
Lineage: Eukaryota; Metazoa; Chordata; Amphibia; Anura; Ranidae
Gene: MSTO1
Product: misato mitochondrial distribution and morphology regulator 1
Exons: 13
Biological process (GO): mitochondrion distribution
Cellular component (GO): cytoplasm
Source: RefSeq, a predicted model, not a curated record